UGCAGAAAUCUUUCCUCAGGAAGGAGAAGAAAGUGGGGCUCAGUUCCUCUACUUUCUCCUACUAUCUAUCUGCUUUAGCAAUUCCACUCAUACACGUGUUAAAAGUGUAGCUUGAAUGGGCGUUGUGCUUCAAUCACUUUGUAGCUCUUUCCUGAAGCUGCUCUCCAUCUCAUGUAUCUGUAGAAUUUCUGCACUUACGGAACAGCAGAGGGAGCCAGAAGUUCAAAGUCAGAGCACAGGGAUGAAGCUGGAUUCAUUGGCUAAACUGAAGAGGAGAAAGGAGGGAGGGGGUAAAAGGAAGAGAAUUGCCACCCAAAAUUACCUACUGAAGCAGCGAGCAGAACAUCUCUUCUAGAUUGCUGAAACACAGAUGGUCUUACUUUGCUGCUGUAACAGCUCUCCCUUCUUCCAAGACAGAAACGUGCAGCAACAGAGGUUGUUUCCUCCAUCAGAGACAGACCUACCCAGACCUCCUGCAGUGAAAUAGAACAGAUAACUUCUUAGGCCAGCUCCAGAGGACUCUGUCUAUGUUUGGUUAUCACCUUUUUGGAUAAAAAUUUGGGGCCCAGGAUGAAUAAGACAAGGGCAGUUAAUGACGCUUUUCCUUUCCUGAAUAGUAAGAACUUGAGCUCAAAUCGAAGCUUCCCCUCGCACCUUUCUAACCAGUGCAGGAAUGUCACUGACCUUACUGUUUUUCUGGCCACCUCUUACAGUCUGGAGACUGUUCUAGGCAUUGUGGGAAACAUCUGCCUGAUUGCUGUUAUAGCCAGGCAGAAGGAAAAGACCAACGUCACCAACAUCCUCAUUUCCAACCUAAUAAUUUCAGACUUGUUUAUGUGUCUUGUCUGCCUGCCUUUCACCGUUGUUUACACCAUGAUGGACUAUUGGAUAUUUGGGGAGGUCAUGUGCAAAAUGACCUCUUUCACACAGUGCACAUCUGUGACAGUGUCAAUUCUUUCCCUUGUCCUUAUUGCUCUGGAAAGACACCAGCUGAUCAUAAACCCAACUGGUUGGAGGCCAAGCAUCUCCCAAGCCUAUCUAGGAAUUGGAGUCAUUUGGACUUUAGCAUGUCUCAUGUCUCUUCCCUUUUUGACCACAUCCAUCUUGUCUAAUGAUCUGUAUGAACAGCUCUCACACAUCAUGAAUUUUUCCUAUGACAAGGCCAUAUGCAUUGACUCAUGGCCUUCUGAGCAACACAGGCUUAUCUACACCACUACUCUACUUCUUCUGCAGUACUGCAUCCCGCUGUUCUUCAUUAUACUUUGCUAUCUGCGUAUCUACUUACGCCUACAGAAAAGAAAGGACAUGUUUGAGAAGAAUGAAUACAGUAACCGAGCAGUUCAGUUAAGAAGGAUAAAUAUAUUGUUAGCAUCCAUGGUUGCUGCCUUUGCUGUUUGCUGGUUACCACUGCAUGUUUUCAACACCAUUGUGGACUGGAAUUACAAGAUCAUUUCACCUUGCCACCACAAUCUGAUCUUCUCCUUGUGCCAUUUGGUAGCCAUGGCUUCUACCUGUGUCAACCCUGUCAUCUAUGGUUUCCUCAAUAGCAACUUCAAAAAAGAAGUGAAGUCAUUGAUUCUGAGCUGUCAGCAUAAUUCGGUAACUGCAUCAAUGGAAGAAUAUGAUCAUUUACCUUUAUCCACUAUGCAGACAGAAGUCUCCAAGGGCUCACUGUCAUUGAAUUGCAGACAUAAUUCUAUCUAG
Lagopus muta (rock ptarmigan) is the source of this 1704-nucleotide messenger RNA. RefSeq names its product neuropeptide Y receptor Y4-2 (gene NPY4R2). The transcript has 2 exons. The coding region runs from base 571 to 1704 and encodes 377 amino acids. Gene Ontology annotation, molecular function: pancreatic polypeptide receptor activity; neuropeptide binding. Gene Ontology annotation, biological process: G protein-coupled receptor signaling pathway. The record is from RefSeq and is a predicted model, not a curated record. Gene Ontology annotation, cellular component: neuron projection; plasma membrane. Lineage: Eukaryota; Metazoa; Chordata; Aves; Galliformes; Phasianidae.